AUGGAACCUUACGUGGCCGAAGAAGCCGAGGAAGAGGCCCGACCCGACGCCAACGCGUCGUCCGUCUCAGAACAACCUCCUCCCGAACAGCUCCCAACCCAGCAAGUUCCGUCCCCUCGAGCGGUCCCGCGUCGAGAUCCAACGCUUCCAGUACGUUUCGCAAGUCCGGUAACAGGACCAGAUGAUGGCUCAACAACUCGAAGACGUCCAUUUCGCCGGACUUCACGUGAUCGGUCUCCUCCAGAGAGGAAGGGACGAGAUGAUCACACUGAUCGAGGGGGGAGCCCUUUCUUUGGGGAACGUGAGAGGCAGACCUCAUCACCCUCUCCAAUUCGAGAGUUUCGUGGAGAAGAAACACGACGACGAGGUCGUGAUAAUCCAGCAACAGGUGCGAGAGAACGAUCUCCAUCUCCUAUAGUUGAGAAUGCCCGUGACCGCAGGGCCUCGAGAGCAGCACCCGAUCCAGUCAAAAGGAACAGCUACUUCAAUGAAGAGGAUACUGUUUACAUGCCCAGUUAUUUUGAGCGCUCGAGAAAUCCUGACGGAGCUGGCCGUUCUGAAUACUCCGAUGAUGAUGAAGAAGAAGUUGAUAUUCGUCGUCACCGAGGAGGAGCAACGAAUCCUUUUAGUCCCGACUAUGGAUCUAGAAGCAUACCAGUCACUCGUGCGGCACCGUCGAGAGGAUACCCGGACUACUAUGACAAUGAUGAAGUCGAUGUUCGGAUCCGAGAUGGGCGGCCUGGGGUUGAGCGUGUUCAGCGACCUCGAUUUGAAUCGCCCCGCCGUACUCGUCCAGAGCGACCUCGAGUUGCGAGUCGGUACGAUUCGGACGAAGACGUGCCUAUCAGAAUAUCACGGCGUCGUGAUUCGCUUGCGAUGGAAGGGGAAUUUGAAUAUUACAGGCCAGGGCCACCACGUGGUGAGCUUUCUGGGGCGGAUUAUGUUGGAGAUUUCGCACCCCGAACAGCAAGAGUAGGGAGUUCUUAUGUCACUCCUCGUGUAUAUCCUCGUGAGAGGUAUGUUGAGGCGCCUCGUACCCGGCUACCACCUCCUCGUCGCCUCUCGACUCUCAACCGCGAUGACGAAGACGUUGACACCAGAGUGGAAAGAGAGCGUGAGCGGACUCGGUACACAGUUCCUGAACAUGACCCAUCCAGACCCUCGAACAACAGUUAUGCCACUCCAACAAUAUACAACCGUAGUCGGUAUCGAACAUCGACGCCUCCGCCGCCUCCACCGCCAACAGUGGCCCCCGUUAUCAUCAAUAAUCGCAUCUACUAUGACUCUGAUGAUGACGACAGAUACCAAAGGGAUACUCAGAAAAUACGAUUAAGGUCUAGGUCGGGGUCCAGAUCCAGAUCCAGAUCUAGUGGGUCCCCUCCACCACCAUCAGCACAACCUGUCAUCAUCAACAAUCGCAUAUACCGUGAUUACGAGGACGAAUAUACUCGUCACGAUCGCGUGGAUAACGAGUAUCUCAGCCUUGUUAGGUCUUCAGGUCAUUCACGAAGUCGAAGUCGGGCACAUAAUCGGUCCAAGGCACCUUCAGUUGCACCAGUGAUUAUCAAUAAUCGAAUCACAGAUGACUACGAGGCUGAAAAUUACGGCACGAGGAGAUGGGAUGAACCCGAUCUUGGCUUUGUCUCUGAAGCAUACCCGUUCUCCCUUUCUCGCCACAGCAAGAAUUUACAUGGGACAGAGAGUAUUAUGAGCUCGAUAUCUGAUAUCUCUGACGUGUCCGAGAAAAGCGAGCAGAACAUCCAACCACCGCCGAAGUUGAAGUCGGAGUCGGGCAGAACUUAUGAGGUUCUUCGAUCUCGAUACACUGGCGACGGUGUCAUCGGAGGUUCUCAUGCCGUGCAACUCGCUAUCGCGCCUGAUACUCCUUCCACCUCAAGCAAAGGUGUGGCUGCUGUUUUCAGAUGGGUGCAUUUUGAAGAUAAGACCAUGGACUUUGACAAUUUUGAGCACAAUGUGCUCAAUAUCCCUGGACUGACGGAAUUCGAAACGGCUGCCAUCGCCAAAAUUCUCGGUCGUGCGAGGAGGGGUUAUGAUAAGCCUUUACAGACAUCGACGAAAGCAAAGUCAAGAUUCAUGGUACCUUCUUUCCUUCAAGAUAAUGUCUCUGAAGAGAAGCGGUCGGUAUCAUCAAAGGCAAAGGCAAUUUCUUGGUUAUGCGUUCCGUAUUUUUGCUUGGAGAAGUAUUCCGCACCAUCUGGACUAAAAACAUCCUCCCAUCCCAUGAGGACCCUGCUGCAAGCAAGAUUCGCUUUGGUUCAGAAGGAAAGGGACAUGAAGCAAGCUGUAUGUUACUUACAGAACAUUCCAGCUGAAAAUUGCUUUCACAUUGCUCAGGUGUGGUUUAUCAUACUAGAUGACUCCCUGGUUGUGUCUUGUUCCAGACUGCCCAUGAACUCUUUACAUGGCGAUUUCAUAUCAACACUUCCCAAGGCCGAAGUCCAGCCGUCACUGAGUUCACCACACAUACAUGUCUCGACAAAAAGCUCCCUGCUCUGGACUAUUCCACUGGAAGAAUGCCAAUCCUGGUUUGCUUUUAUUUCCCACUUCUGGGAUUACUGGCCCCUACAAGUCGAAGUGAAGUUGAAUGAGAAGCCAAUCACGGCUUCGGACUGGCCAAGGAUAACAAAGCUGGCAGAGAAGACCACAGUACGCUUGGUGGUUGACUUUCGGCCAUCCAAAAAAUCGGAAGCUGCAAAGGGGUCGCUUUUGUUCCAAGCGGCACCAACACACGACGCCGAGGAUGCUUCAGAUAUCCCUUCUCGCGGCCUUGCAGGAAAUACCCCUUCACUCCAUCCAACCGAUCAUAGGAGGCCGAACAACUCUCAGAGCGCACCUUCGAAUCCAUCCAACGAGGAGUUUCAUGUUUUUACAUGGCUUAACUCUCGCAGCGGAGGCCAGAACUCCAGCCGAGACACUUCAGCUGGCAACGUCAAUUUUAUCUUGGCUGGCUUCGAGGAGCAAGGACUGCAGGAUGAUAUGACCGAGAUCGACAACUAUCUUACCAAGGAGACCAGUCUAAACCACCGCCUGAUAUAUAACAGAAGCCCUGAAAGCAACAACAGGUCAGAUAUUUAUAGACGCCUUUCCGAGCUGAAGCCAGAUGCUACAUCAACCGAGGAGCAUAUGAUUGCACGCUAUGAAAGCUCGGUCGGUAUUCUCAAUGCUGCAGAGCUGUUGUACAGAUUUUUCCUUCCCUCGGAGUAUGAAGCUCCGACAAUCCCCAAGUUCUGGGGAACUUUUGCCAGGCUAAUCAAAUCUAUGCCGGAAUCAAAACCUUCAAGGCCAAGAACAACGUCUAAUCGUCAAGCAAAGGUCGACAAGGAAGCGACUGAAUUGUUGGAUUGGCUUAACCAGAUAAACAGCAGUACAGUUCCGUUCAAGGAUUAUCUGUCACAUGUUCCACUCGCGGAUCGAUCGGAUAUCCAAAUACCAGAGGAGUUCACGAGGGCGUGGCUCCAUCUGGUCCUGGCGCUUACGGCUGCAUUUGAAGAUAUGCGACUUUUUGACGUUCAGAUGACAACAUGCCAUGAGCUUAUUGACCAAGGCAUCAAAAUAGUGGUCUCGAGCAUAUCGAAGGUGGACAUUUCAAACUAUGCCGUAUUUCCGCCUUUCGAAUUUGCGUCGUUGAUCGCUUUUCAACUUUCUCGAGACGAGAAUGGUUCGACUUUGGAUAUAUCGGAUAUGUAUCUGGAGUAUCUGAAGACAUUGCAAUCGGACAUCGAAGCCAAUCCUCUAGUCCGAAGUCAUCAAGACCGGAUCGUCUGCUUGAAGCAAGAGAUCGAAGUCAUUGUCGAGACAUUGGAUGCUCAAAACUUCGUCUUGAGACAAGCCCAGCGUGGGUUUAGAGCCUCCCGAAUAGGUGCUCGCGAAGACGCCGAGCACGGUGAUGCGGGAUUUUCGCGACGGGCUUUCCAACGGACGGUAGGGCUUACACUACCUGCCGACUCAGCAGGCGUGCAGAGCCUUAUCAUCCAAGACAACCUUGCCCUGGUGGAGAAUCGAAUCAGAAGUUUCAUGGAGAUGCGUGAAAUAGCUUCGGAACUUGCAGAUUGGAAUAUACAGAAAAUUGACUCCAACAAAGACCGGCAAGAAGCAGCGAUCUACGCUUUUACGAUCGUCACCAUCAUCUUCUUGCCCCUAGGAACAGUCGCUGGUAUUAUGGGUAUGAAUACAUCCGACGUUCGUGACAUGCCUUUCGGACAAUGGGUUUACUGGGCAACGGCACUCCCUUUAACCAUUCUUGUCAUUGCUUUGUGUUUGGCCUGGGCGGGCGAACUGGAUAACUUUAAAGAAGGCUUCGCAAAUAUGUGGAGGAGAAAUCCGAGAGGGUAUGCUAUGAUUAGGGAGGUUUAUGAGACUGCAGGAAGGAGGGAGAGGUAUGGCUACAGAGGUGUGGCUGUCAAGGAGGCGAAGGCGAGACGAUCGAAUGUUUUGUAUGGGGGGAAGGAGAGCUAUGUUUGA
This is a messenger RNA of Cadophora gregata, 4482 nucleotides long. RefSeq lists its product as uncharacterized. The record is from RefSeq and is a predicted model, not a curated record. Bases 1 to 4482 code for a protein of 1493 amino acids. Gene Ontology annotation, biological process: transmembrane transport; metal ion transport. Lineage: Eukaryota; Fungi; Ascomycota; Leotiomycetes; Helotiales; Ploettnerulaceae. The transcript has 9 exons. Gene Ontology annotation, molecular function: metal ion transmembrane transporter activity. Gene Ontology annotation, cellular component: membrane.